Rotaria sp. Silwood1 is the source of this 735-nucleotide messenger RNA. The record is from the annotation of a GenBank genome assembly. Lineage: Eukaryota; Metazoa; Rotifera; Eurotatoria; Philodinida; Philodinidae.
AUGUUAAUAAAUACUAAUAUUGUUGAUCUAUUUCAGGCAUCAUCAUCUACAUCACCAUCAUCAUCAUCAUUACAUCAAGAAAAUAACAAAAUCAAAAAUACCAAUAUUAAUCAACAAAUUUUUAAAAAUGUUAUUGACAAUGAUAUUGAAUCAAUCUCUGGAGAUAGUGAUGAUGAAAUAACAGUUAAUCAAUGUAGUAAAAUUACUAUUAAUAAUGAUAUAUUAUAUGAAGUAAUUUCAGAUGAUGAAAAUGAAUUAAAUGAGGCAUUACCAUUCAAUAAUAAUAAUGAUGCAUUAUAUGAACCAAUAUCCGAUGAUGAUGAUUAUGAAUCGAAUAUGAUGUUACAGGUUAAUAAUGAUGAACUAAAUGUCAACAACCAUUCUAUGGUUGAUGAUGACAAAAGUAAUGAACAAUGUGCCCCGGUGAAACAUAAAUCAUAUCAUCACAGCCGAUCAAUUGAAGCAAGAAGAAGAAGUCGUAAAAGGAAUAAUGUAUUUCGACGACGAUUUCAAUAUGUUAUGACACGUCCAGUUUAUCCAAGAUUCACAAUGAAAUCAAUCAGAAAAAUUCUUCGCCGAUAUGAUAUUUCGUAUAUACACAUUAAAAUUGAACAAGAAUUAUUAAUUAUCGGUGCUAAAAAUAAUAAAAUUAAAGAUCAAAAUAAACUAAAAUUACCAAUCAACACAUUUUGUCGACACAACUAUUAUGCAUUUCGUCGUCUCUCUCAAGUUUAA